Molecule: messenger RNA, 537 nt
Organism: Alternaria ethzedia
Lineage: Eukaryota; Fungi; Ascomycota; Dothideomycetes; Pleosporales; Pleosporaceae
Exons: 1
Coding region: 1-537 (178 amino acids)
Source: RefSeq, a predicted model, not a curated record
AUGAGACCCAUCAAGCGAUCACAGCCUACCAGCGACGCAAGUCCGCCAUGGGCAGGCAUGAAAUUUACUCAGCCAGUUGACUCAGAUGCCCUACACGAGCUCCUGAAAGAAAAGUACCCACAGUGCAAGACUUUGCGGCAGCGCAAACAUAUGGCCGCCAUAGAUUUCCUGAGGCUCGAACUGGAGUCGAUGCAACAUGAAUCAACAGAGUCGACAACAGGAACAUCAUAUGAGACCCAGGCACUAUCAGCACUUGAUGCUUCUAGGCCAGGUGUCGAAGAACUGGCGGCGCUUACGCAUCGAAGAAGCGUCUCACCUUCGCUGUCACGGAGCAGCUCGUAUCGCUCUCCUGUACACUUAGAUGACCAUAUACCACAGAUCGGGGUUGGCCAACAACACGUAUUCAGUAUUGUGGAUGGAUUUGCAACGCAGCCGAAAAAGAAGCGCAAGAUGACGCCUGCCGAACGAUCUGCUUACAAGACUACGAGAAAGGUCGGUGCUUGUGACAAGUGCAAGCGACAAAAGGGCAAGGUAUGA